AUGUCAGCGGGUACAGAAGAGGCUGCGUCAUCCUGCAUCUCAAGUUUGACAACAACAGUUGUGGAGGACAUUCCAAACUACUACUACAGAGGCCUGGACAACAUCAUCGCUGAGGACGAUGUGAACAAGUUUGAACUAAGCUGUCCAGCCUCCAUAGGCACUCUCUUGCUCCUGGAACUUCAAGUCAAACCUCUCUUUGAUUUUGGAGAGGCUGACUGGUUCUGUUCCAAAGUUAUUGUGACUACACCUGAGGGUGACAAGGUCCUGUUCCCAUGUUACCGCUGGUUUACUGGUGACGAAAAAUGGCAACUAUAUGAACCAGGAACACCUUAUAAACUUAAGGCAGAUGGUCCAGACAGUUUGCCUGCGGAGGUCAGAUUCUCAUUCACCAAGAAGACUGAGUUUGACUUCAGUCGAUUAUCUGCAAUCUAUGAGCUGAAACUCAAACGUCUUGCUGAUCGGGCAGAGCCAUGGACAAGUUUUGAGGAACUUGAUCAUGUUUUUGCUGAACGAAGGACUGCAAUCUUUGAAUAUGUUCGGCAGCACUGGAGAGAGGAUGAGUUUUUUGGCUACCAGCUUCUGAAUGGCAUGAACCCCAUGAUGAUCCACAAAUGCUCAGAGUUGCCCAAAAAGUUCCCCGUCACUGAUGACAUGGUCAAAGCCUUUUUACCAUCUGGGAGCAGCUUAAAGAAUGAGAUGAAGCAUGGCAACAUCUUCCUCUGCGACUACAAGCGGCUGGAUGGUCUAUCUGGAAAUGUCAUUAAUAAGAAACAACAAUAUCUAACGGCUCCCAUGUGCCUACUCUUCAGUAACCGUGAGGGCAAGCUACUGCCCAUUGCCAUCCAGCUGAAGCAGGAGCCAGGAGAGGAGAACCCCAUCUUUCUCCCCUCAGACUCUGAAUUGGAUUGGCUGCUCGCCAAGACUUUUGUGCGGAACGCUGAAUUCAAUGAGCAUUCGCUGCACUUCCAUCUGUUACAUGGUCACCUGAUGGCUGAGGUCUUUACCGUAGCAACCUUGCGCAACCUACCUACAGUCCACCCCUUGUUCAAGCUCCUGAUACCCCAUACCCGCUACACACUCCAGAUCAACAUCAUGGCUCGAGAAACGCUGAUCUCAGAUAAAGGGGGUUUCGCUAAGCACACUGCCAUCGGAAAAGAGGGGAUGGAAGUGUUCCUAAAGAGAGCAGCCUCCUCUCUGACCUACAGCUCCCUGUGUCUGCCUGAUGACAUCAAGGCUCGUGGUGUGGAGGACAUUCCAAACUACUACUACAGAGACGACGGCCUCAAGCUGUGGAACAUCAUCAACAAGUUUGUUGACGGUGUGAUGAGAUACUACUACACCUCAGAUGAUGAUGUCAGUAGAGACACUGAGCUGCAAUGCUGGAUCGGAGAGAUACAUAAGUAUGGUUUCCUGGAGAAAGCUGAACAUGGGAUAUCGUCAUUCAAGACUGCUGGUGAACUCAUCAAGUUUGUUACCAUGGUGAUCUUCACUGUAUCAGCCGGACAUGCCACUGUCAACCACGGACAGUUCGACUUUGGUGGAUGGAUGCCCAAUCUGCCCAGUUCACUAAGACGUCCUCCUCCCACCAAAAAAGGAAGUUCAGCAAAGGACUCCAUUUUGGACACACUGCCGGACAUCAGCACAACAGUGAACAUAAUGGCUACACUGUAUGUUCUAAGCAAGGCCUCUUCUGACCACCAUGCGCUUGGAUAUUAUCCAGAGGAGCUGUUCAAUGAAAAGAGACCCCUCCAGAUGAUUACCAAGUUUCAGGAAGACCUGAUGUCUCUCUCCACUGAGAUUGAGAAGAGGAACCAAGGUCUUCCUUUGCCAUACAUUUACUUAAACCCAAAGGGACUGGAAAACAGUGUUGCUGUCUAA
This is a messenger RNA of Chanos chanos (milkfish), 1878 nucleotides long. Its product is annotated as arachidonate 15-lipoxygenase B-like. The coding region runs from base 1 to 1878 and encodes 625 amino acids. The transcript is spliced from 14 exons. Gene Ontology annotation, biological process: lipid oxidation. Gene Ontology annotation, molecular function: iron ion binding; oxidoreductase activity, acting on single donors with incorporation of molecular oxygen, incorporation of two atoms of oxygen; protein binding. The record is from RefSeq and is a predicted model, not a curated record. Lineage: Eukaryota; Metazoa; Chordata; Actinopteri; Gonorynchiformes; Chanidae.